UGAGUCUCAGGGACCAGGCUGAGUGCAAGAAGCUGGUUACACUACGGUCCCUGAGAUUUGUCCCUCACUAUGGGGAAAAACAGACUCCCUCGAUCAUGCUUCAUGCUAGUUCUCCUUGUCCUGUUUCCUGCCAAUGCCUCAGACUCUGCUGAACCGCAGUAUAUGGUGCUGGUGCCCUCCCUGCUCCACACCGAGACCCCCGAGAAAGGCUGCCUCCUUCUGAGCCACCUGAACGAGACAGUGACUGUCAGUGCUUCCCUGGAGUCUGUCAGGGGAAACAGGAAACUCUUCACUGACCUGGUGGCAGAGAAAGACCUGUUCCACUGCGUUUCCUUCACCCUCCCCAGGAUCUCAUCCUUUUCAGAGGUAACAUUCCUCACUGUCCAGAUAAAGGGAACAACACAGGAGUUCAGGAAGAGGACCACAGUGCUGGUAAAGAAUGCUCAAAGUCUGGUCUUUGUCCAGACAGACAAACCCAUCUACAAGUCAGGACAAACAGUCAACUUUCGUAUUGUCGCAGUGGAUGAAAAUUUUCACCCCCUAAAUGAACUGAUUACACUAGUAUACAUUGAGAAUCCAAGAAGAAAUCGAAUCGCACAAUGGCAGAAUCUCAAGUUAGAGGGUGGCCUCAAACAGUUAUCCUUCCCUCUCUCAUCAGAGCCCGUGCAGGGUUCCCACAAGGUGGUGGUACAGAGGGAAUCAGACAGAGCGAUAGAGCACCCCUUCACUGUGCAGGAAUUCGUGCUUCCCAAGUUUGAUGUCAAAGUUCAGGUGCCAAAGAUAAUCAGUAUCCUGGAUGAAAAUGUGAACAUAUCAGUAUGUGGGAUAUAUACCUAUGGGAAACCUGUCCCAGGACUCGCAACUGUGCGCAUAUGCAGAAAAUUAAUCCUCUCUUUUAAUUGUUAUAAGCCUGAUGUCUGUGAGGAAUUCAGUCAACAGCUAGAUAGCAAUGGCUGCAUCAACCGACAAGUGAAAACCGUGUUGUUCCAGAUUAAAAAUGCAGGUUUUGAAAUGAAUCUUAAAGUGGAAGCCAAGAUCAGAGAAGAGGGAACAGACCUGGUAUUAACCGGAAAUGCGACCAGUGAAAUCACAAAUAUUGCAACCAAGCUCACAUUUGUGAAAGUGGAUUCGCACUUUAGACGAGGAAUCCCAUUCUUUGGGCAGGUGCUCUUGGAGGAUGGGAAAGGCAUGCCCCUUCCCAAUAAACUCGUCUUCAUCACUGCCAAUGAAGCCAACUAUCAUUACAACACAACUACUAAUGAACAGGGUCUUGUACAGUUUUCCAUCAAUACCACCAAUGUCCUGGCUAAAAGACUUUUUGUCAUAGUCUACCAUGAGAAACCUAACUUCUGUUUUAGCUAUACAUGGAUACAAGAAGAACACCGGGGAACUCAGCACAUUGCAAAACAUGUCUAUUCCUCAAGCGGGAAUUAUAUUCAACUGGAGCCUGUAACUGGAACCCUGCCCUGUGGCCAAACACAGAUUAUCAAGGCCUACUAUAUACUCAAUGGACAGACCAUAGGGGACCAGAAAGAGCUCACUUUCUAUUACCUGAUCAUGGCUAAGGGAAGCAUCCUCAGAUCAGGAAGCCAGGUUCUGCCUGUAGAGCCGGGAGACAUGAAAGGCAGUUUUUCCCUAUCUUUCCCUGUGGAGUCAGACAUUGCUCCCAUUGCACGAUUGUUCAUCUUUACCAUUUUAUCAAAUGGAGAAGUCAUUGGAGAUUCUGAGAAGUUUGAGAUUGAAAACUGUCUAGACAACAAGGUGGAUUUGAGCUUCAGCCCAGCACGAAGUCUUCCGGCCUCGCACGCCCACCUGAGAGUUGCAGCUUCCCCUGCGUCUCUCUGCGCCCUCCGCGCCGUGGACCAAAGCGUGCUGCUCCUGAAGCCCGAGGCUGAGCUCUCCGCGUCCUCGGUGUAUAACAUGUUAACUGUGAAGGAUCUCACUGGCUUCCCUGAAAAUGUGGACCAGGAGGAGGAAAAACAAGCAAGCUGUUCAGAUCCUUAUAUCACUCAUCAUGGAGCCUUCUAUCUGCCCUUUGCAAGUUUUGAUGAAGAUGAUAUACAUAGCUUCCUGAAGGGUAUGGGGCUGAAAGUGUUCACCAACUCAAAGAUCCGAAAACCACCGUCAUGUUCAACAUACUACCCCCUACCGCCCCCAAGAGGAAUACCACCACUGGGUUAUGGAGUAGCCUCAGGAAUAGCAUCUGGACCAAGGGGUCCAUCUGGUCUUCAUCUUAACUCAUUUGCAAUACCUGUAAAUACUAUACAAAGUCCAGAGCCAAUUCCUGAAACAGUGCGGAGCUAUUUCCCUGAGACCUGGAUCUGGGAUUUGGUGACAGUGAACUCAUCUGGUGUGGCUGAAAUAGAAGUAACUGUUCCUGAUACCAUUACUGAGUGGAAGGCAGGGGCCCUCUGCCUGUCUGAGGACACUGGACUUGGUCUCUCUCCAAUUGCCUCUCUCCAAGCCUUCCAGCCCUUCUUUGUGGAGCUUACAAUGCCCUACUCUGUGAUCCAGGGAGAGGCCUUCACACUCAAGGCCACCGUCAUAAACUACCUUCCCAAAUGCAUCCGGGUCAGUGUGCAACUGGAAGCCUCUCCAGCCUUCCUUGCUUCCCAAAACCAAAAGGGAAAAGGAUCCUAUUGCGUCUGUGGAAAUGAGCGGCAAACCUUGGCUUGGACAGUAAUUCCUAAAACUCUAGGGAAUGUGAACUUCUCGGUGAGUGCGGAGGCAGUGCAUUCCCUAGAGCUGUGUGGAAAUGAGAUUGCUGAGGUCCCUGAGAUUGGGAGAAAAGACACAGUCAUCAAAACCCUGUUGGUGGAGCCUGAAGGUAUUGAGCAAGAGAAGACCUUCAACUCCGUAACCUGUGCAUCAGGUACUGAAAUAUCUGAGCAAAUAUCCCUGAAGCUUCCACCAAAUGUGGUCAAGGAGUCUGCCAGAGCCUCCUUCUCGGUUUUGGGUGACAUACUAGGUUCUGCUAUGCAAAAUAUACAGAAUCUCCUCCAGAUGCCUUAUGGUUGUGGAGAACAGAACAUGGUCCUGUUUGCACCUAACAUCUACAUCUUGAACUACCUGAAUGAAACCCAACAGCUAACUCAGGAGAUCAAAUACAAGGCCAUUGGCUAUCUAGUCAAUGGUUACCAGAGGCAGCUGAACUACAAACAUCACGAUGGCUCCUACAGCACUUUUGGAGAUCAAUUUGGCAGGAAACAGGGCAAUACUUGGCUCACGGCCUUUGUACUGAAGACUUUUGCCCAGGCUCGAGCCCACAUCUUCAUAGACGAAGCACACAUUACGGAAGCCCUCACCUGGCUGUCCGAGAAGCAGAAGGCAGACGGCUGCUUCAUGAGCUCUGGGUCACUGCUCAACAAUGCUAUCAAGGGAGGAGUGGAAGAUGAAGUGACCCUCUCUGCCUAUAUCACCAUCGCCCUUCUGGAGAUUCCUCUCCCAGUCACUCACACUACUGUUCGCAAUGCCCUGUUAUGUCUGGAGUCAGCCUGGAACAAAGCAAAGGAGAAAACCCAUGGGAGCCAUAUCUAUACUAAGGCGUUAUUGGCCUAUGCUUUUGCUCUGGUGGGAAACCAAGAUAGGAGAAGAGAAAUACUGAACUCAGUUGAUGAGGAAGCUGUGAAAGAAGACAACUCAGUCCACUGGGAGCGACCUCAGAAACCCAGGGCACCAGUGGGGCUUCUUUACCAACCCCAGGCUCCCUCUGCGGAGGUGGAGAUGACAUCCUACGUGCUCCUGGCUUACCUCACCGCCCAGCCUGCCCCAUCCCCAGAUGACCUGACUACUGCAUCGCACAUCGUGAAGUGGAUCACAAAGCAACAGAAUUCCCAGGGCGGGUUCUCCUCCACCCAGGACACAGUGGUGGCUCUUCAGGCCCUGUCCAGAUACGGAGCAGCCACUUUUGCCAGAACUCAGAAAACCGCACAGGUGACCAUUAAGGAUUCAGAGACCUUUUCCACAAAUUUCCAAGUGGACAACCAAAACCUCCUGUUACUGCAGCAGGUCUCAUUGCCCAAGGUGCCUGGGGAUUACGCCAUCACCGUGACAGGGGAAAGAUGCGUGUAUCUGCAGACAUCUAUGAAAUACCAUGUCCACCCAGAGAAGGACGACGCCCCAUUUGCUUUGCGUGUGCAAACUCUGCCCCAAACUUGUGAUGGACGCGAAGCCCACACCAGCUUCCAGAUCUCACUGAAUGUCAGUUACACCGGGAGCCGUCCUGCCUCCAAUAUGGUGAUUGUUGAUGUAAAGAUGGUAUCUGGUUUUAUUCCCCUGAAAUCAACAGUAAAAAUGCUUGAAAGCUCUAGCUACGUGAGUAGGACAGAAGUGAGCACCAAUCACGUCCUCAUUUAUUUGGAACAGGUGACAAAUCAGGCACUAAACUUUUCCUUCACGGCUUUGCAAGACAUCCCUGUCAGAGACCUGAAGCCGGCCAUCGUAAAAGUCUAUGAUUACUAUGAGACAGAUGAGUCUGCCAUUGCCGAAUAUAUCGCCCCCUGUAGCACAGAUGCACAGCACAGAAAUGUUUGAGGACCAUACUUGGGCUACACAUUUUUCUGGACUCCCUGUCCUAUGCUUCUCCUUAGAAGGAAUGGGGUUCUUUGUCUCUGUCAAGCAGACACCACAAAGGCUUUAUAAAUAAAUGUAUAUUUUGGGUCAAA
Messenger RNA from Choloepus didactylus (southern two-toed sloth), 4664 nucleotides. RefSeq names its product PZP alpha-2-macroglobulin like (gene PZP). The record is from RefSeq and is a predicted model, not a curated record. The transcript has 36 exons. NCBI's taxonomy places the organism in Eukaryota, Metazoa, Chordata, Mammalia, Pilosa, Megalonychidae. The coding region runs from base 70 to 4533 and encodes 1487 amino acids. Gene Ontology annotation, cellular component: extracellular region. Gene Ontology annotation, molecular function: endopeptidase inhibitor activity.